Molecule: messenger RNA, 963 nt
Organism: Macrobrachium nipponense
Lineage: Eukaryota; Metazoa; Arthropoda; Malacostraca; Decapoda; Palaemonidae
Product: histone H3.v1-like
Exons: 4
Coding region: 1-963 (320 amino acids)
Source: RefSeq, a predicted model, not a curated record
AUGGUGCCCAUGUUGGCCGCGGUAGGGGCUGUCGUUGCGGCCAUCUGUCCAAGGCCCGUCAGGUUGGUUGUGAAACUCGGGAGGGAUUGGAAUUGUACCCAUGGUACUGUGAACCACGUGGGCUGCAUGAUGGAAGGGAAGGGCUCCGCCCUUGGUGACGACGAGGCUGUUCAGGAGAAUCACACGGCAAAUGCCUGCCGUGCAGCUGCUGCUGCUGCUGCUCAGGGGGCAGCAGCGAUAACAAUGGGAACAGCAGGAGCACCAGCGGGGAAAGAUCCCAGGGAGGUGUCAGGAGCAGCAAAUCUACCGAGGGAGGACGAGGAGAAGAAGCAGCAGCAGCAGAAGGCGCUGAAGAGACCACUGCGAGGAGGCAACCCUUCGAUCAAGACAACCACGGCGGCGGCGGCGGCGAAGGAGGGGGAGAGAGGAGGAGGAGGUAGGGGGGGAGAUACAGAAGGGGGAGGGGCAGCAGCAGCAGCUUCAACAGCAGCAGCAAUAGCGGCGCCGGCACCGUUCCGCGCCGACCCCCUCUCCCUCUCCCUCCCGAUCCCUCCACUCCCUCGCCCCCUCUCCCCUCAGCACGUGGCACGCACCUCCCCUCGUCCUACUCACUACCCGUCCCCUCUCACGCACACUAGCACCAAAACAUUCGCCCACAGCACCAUUCAAAAAUACCCUCCAUUUCAAUCCGUGUCGUGCCAGUGCCCUCGCACAUUCAGUCAUGGGUGGAGAAGGCCAAAAGGAAACAGCGACCCCAUACAGAAAUGGGCAAAGCUGAAGAAGGAGGAGGAGGAGGAGGAGGUGGAGGCGGAGGAGGAGGUGGAGGUGGAGGUGGAGGCGGAGGCGGAGGCGGAGACGGAGGCGGAGGAGGAGGAGGAGGAGGAAGAGACGAAGAAAUCAAAUAAAACCGCUACACCUCAAUUCAGGAGACGUCAGCAGGAAUUAAAGUUCAUGGUGAUAUAA